Rosa rugosa (rugosa rose) is the source of this 1583-nucleotide messenger RNA. Its product is annotated as eukaryotic translation initiation factor 2 subunit beta-like. Gene Ontology annotation, molecular function: translation initiation factor activity; mRNA binding; translation initiation factor binding. Gene Ontology annotation, biological process: formation of cytoplasmic translation initiation complex; translational initiation; formation of translation preinitiation complex. The record is from RefSeq and is a predicted model, not a curated record. NCBI's taxonomy places the organism in Eukaryota, Viridiplantae, Streptophyta, Magnoliopsida, Rosales, Rosaceae. The coding region runs from base 50 to 859 and encodes 269 amino acids. The transcript is spliced from 10 exons. Gene Ontology annotation, cellular component: eukaryotic translation initiation factor 2 complex.
CUGUCGCAGUAACAGAGGAAGAGGGAAAUCCUUCUUUCAACAAGCAACCAUGGCUGAAGAGAACAAGAAUACUGUGAAGGAGGAGGUUCCAGAUAUUGUCCCCUUUGAUCGUACUAAAAAGAAGAAAAAGAAGAAGGUGGUAAUUCGGGAUUCUUCAAGCGAUUCUGUGGACAAGUUGGCUGACAAAACAGAAAACCUAGCAGUUUCUGAUGGACAGGAAAGUGCAUUUUCUGGUUUGAAAAAGAAGAAGAAGAAGCCAGUUGAAUCCAGUGUCUUGAAUGAAGUGGGUGGUGAUACAAGGGAAGAUUUGGAUGACGGGACUGGGGAUGAUGAAGAGGGAGAAGGAAUUGUUUUAGGGGCUUCACAUCCAUGGGAAGGAAGUGAUCGUGACUACCACUAUGAGGAGCUUCUUGGUAGGGUUUUCAAUAUCCUUCGGGAGAAUAAUCCUGAGCUGGCUGGCGACAGGCGUAGGACAACUAUGAGGCCUCCACAAGUACUUCGUGAGGGCACAAAGAAAACUGUCUUUGUUAAUUUCAUGGACUUAUGUAAGACGAUGCAUAGGCAGCCGGAUCAUGUUAUGGCCUUUUUACUGGCUGAACUGGGGACAAGUGGAUCCCUUGACGGUCAGCAGAGGUUAGUUGUAAAGGGAAGAUUUGCACCCAAGAAUUUUGAAGGAAUACUACGGCGCUAUGUCAACGAAUAUGUCAUUUGCAUUGGGUGCAAGAGUCCUGACACUAUACUUUCCAAGGAGAAUCGCCUCUUCUUUCUCAGAUGCGAGAAGUGUGGUUCCGGACGAUCUGUUGCUCCAAUUAAAGCUGGUUUUGUUGCUCGUGUUGGGCGAAGAAAUGCUGGGGCAUGAUCAUAAGCGUCCUGUUUUUGAUCUCUAUUCAGAGGACUGGUUUGCUACAAUGGUUCACUACUGUUAUUGGGUAAUUUUGUUCUGGUCCAUUUGGACAUUGAGAAGAAGAACAGCAGUUUGUCUUUUGUUGCACUACCGUCUACUUACACACCUUUAAUAAGCUUUCGCUGCUGAUCAAUUAUCUGCUGUUUAGGAAUAUUUUAGCUUUCUUCUGCACUAUUCUGUCUGCUCGUUUCUCUGUCUCAGUUUGGAUUGUCAUUCCUUGAGUACUGCUGAAAGGGUGUUAGCAACAUGAGUUCAUCUUGGGUUGAACUAUUGUUUCCUUUUUCCUACGAUGCACAAGUAUCUUGGUCGAACACAUGAUAACUGGUUUAGGCCGCCCGCCGCUCCAAUACUAACCUCGGCUUAGGAGGAGUUUUACACCACUUCACUGAGGUGAAUUGACCUUGCAUGCAUGACUGCUCCACCUGGUUAGGCGUUACUCGUACUGUCCUACUUGGUUAAAAGCUUUCAAGAACGCUUCCAAGUAAACUUAAUUAUUAUAAGGAUCGAGUUUUAAUUACUUACAUUCUUCCAUAAGGACUUGAGAAGUUGCAAUCAGCCUAUCGUAGAUUGUUUCAUUUGCCUCUUUCAGAAGGAAUUGUUAUCAGUCUAGCAUAUGCUUCGACCAAACCAUGCCAAAAUCCAUUUUCAUAUACAAUGAGAAUGAGGCGCCUAAAAUAUA